This is a messenger RNA of Daphnia magna, 994 nucleotides long. Its product is annotated as ketimine reductase mu-crystallin. Gene Ontology annotation, cellular component: cytoplasm. The record is from RefSeq and is a predicted model, not a curated record. Lineage: Eukaryota; Metazoa; Arthropoda; Branchiopoda; Diplostraca; Daphniidae. The coding region runs from base 41 to 832 and encodes 263 amino acids. Gene Ontology annotation, molecular function: hormone binding. The transcript has 5 exons.
ACAGACGGCCACCACUGAUCAAGAAUCAGUUGAUGCUUUUAUGUUAGAUCCUCCUCAGCAAAAAACAUAUGUUCAAUCCCGAAACGCCCUUGCAUGCAAAUUAGUUACAUUUUAUCCAAAUAAUUCAGCUAAAAAUAUUGAUACCCAUAUGGCAUCGAUACUGCUUUUUGACGAAACUUCUGGGAUGCCGAUAGCGAUAAUGGAUGGAGAAGUCAUAACCGCCAUGAGGACGGCAGCGGUUUCAGCAAUCGCCACCAAAUAUUUAGCAGAAAAGAAAGAAGUGCUUGCUGUUCUCGGUUCGGGAGUUCAAGCAAGAGCUCACAUUGAGGCGUUUGUCAAACUUUUCACAAUAAAGAAGAUUAAUAUCUGGAAUCACCGUUCAAAUGGUGCAGAACAACUCGCCAAACAUGUGAGUGCAUCGUUCGGAAUAGAAGUACAAGUAUUUGCCGACGUAGAGUCCUGUGUCGUGGAGGCGGAUGUAAUUAUCGCGGCCACAUUCUCGACUGAACCCAUUCUUAAAGAGUGUUCCAUGAAACCUGGGGUUCACAUCAAUUCCGUUGGAGCCCCACGUCCGCAAUGGCAAGAACUAAGCAAAGAACUGAUGAAUAAUUCGGUCGUUUAUGUCGAUUCAGUUGUGUCCGCAACUCAAGAAUCGGGAGACGUAAUUAAAUCAGGAGCGGAAAUUUAUGGAGAAAUCGGACAAGUAGUGCUAGGAAAGAAAAAAGCUGAAACUACUAGACGUACAGUCUUUAAAUCCCUAGGCCUAGCUCUCGAGGACGCUGUCUCCGCCCGCCUUGUUUUCGACAUCAUGGAACAAAAGAAACAAAUAUAACCAGCUACCACAAGCAUUUCACUAUUAUCAAAUAGAGAAAACAAAAGAAAAAGCUGAGUAAAUUCCUACAGCAUGUUUUAUUAAAUGUAAUCCAGAAGAGUACACACAAAUGAGAGAACUACUGGUACACUGUGCUAGUAUGUUACUCAUCUUGAACAAUAA